AUAAACCCUGUAUGCUCUCAUGACAUCAUCCUCCUGCAUGCAUGUAUAUAUAUAGGGGAUGGUCAAAGCACUCUCAUACUUCAGUCGCUUUCAGAAUCAGCUGAAGGCAAGAGGAAGCACCACAGAGAGUCCCCCUUCAGCCUGUCUGACGUUUAUGAACUUGGCUGCCUAGGAAUCUCAAGGAGAUGAUGGCAGGAAUGAAAAUCCAGCUGGUCUGCAUGAUCCUCCUGGCUUUCACCUCCUGGAGUCUGUGCUCAGAUUCAGAAGAGGAAAUGAAAGCAUUCGAAGCAGAUUUAUUGACCAAUGUGCACACAUCAAAGGUCAGUAAGGCAAGUGUCCCCUCUUGGAAAAUGACUCUGCUGAGUCUUUGCAGCCUUAUAAAUAACCUGGACGGACAAGCUGAGGAAACAGGAGAGUUUCAUGCAGAGGAGCUUGUUGCAAGAAGGAAAUUCCCCAUUGCCGUGGAUGACUUUAGCUUGGAAGCAAUGCUGACAAUAUACCAGAUCCGAAAUAUCUGUCACAGCAGGGCCUUUCAACACUGGGAGGCAAUUCAGGAAGAUGUUCUUGAUAACGGAAAUGACAAAAAUGAAAAGGAAGAAGUUAUAAAGAGAAAAAUUCCUUACAUUCUGAAACGGCAACUAUAUAAGAAUAAACCCAGAAGACCCUACAUACUCAAAAGAGAUUCUUACUACUACUGAGAAGUUAAAUAUUUUACUUCCAUGUGAACAUGACUUAUCAUUCUUUAAUUAAAUAUCAAAUUACAUCUGUG
Molecule: messenger RNA, 769 nt
Organism: Myotis brandtii (Brandt's bat)
Lineage: Eukaryota; Metazoa; Chordata; Mammalia; Chiroptera; Vespertilionidae
Gene: NTS
Product: neurotensin
Exons: 4
Coding region: 186-698 (170 amino acids)
Cellular component (GO): axon terminus; extracellular region
Molecular function (GO): neuropeptide hormone activity
Source: RefSeq, a predicted model, not a curated record